AUGAUAUUGUUGUCAACCGCUUGGUGGCAGAGUGCGGCCCAAGCACAGCGCAUACAUGAAUGUCAACUUGAGCAGAACCCGCCGGAAACUCCUGCACCGUGCGUUGUCUUGUGGCGUCUUUACAAAGCCCCGCAGGGGACGCGCGGCUCCCAUACCUCUGCGCCCAGCCCAUUGCUCGGCAGGCUGGCCGCAGCCGCCCUGGAGGUGCGGGGCACGCUAGUUACCAUCCUCCGUGUGGUGGGCUGGAAGCGCAGUGGCGGCCAGCGACGAGCAGAGAGAGAGGCCUGCCAGAUGGGGCCCAGGUGGGUGCGGGGUCGGCGAGGCAUCGGCGACGUCGGCGAUGCACCGGCGCUGUCGGCGAUAUCUGUGCACUGCGGCCUGGCGGCACCGCCGGUCGGUGGGCUAGCGCAGUGUCGGCCGGCGCCGUGGCAAGGAGGAGCGAGCAGCUCGGCGCAAGGCCUUCUGCGAGUUCUGCCCGCGCGGUUCCGCAGAGCCCGCCUCAUCAGGGCUGGGGCUGGUCAGGGGUAA
Molecule: messenger RNA, 528 nt
Organism: Prorocentrum cordatum
Lineage: Eukaryota; Dinophyceae; Prorocentrales; Prorocentraceae
Source: the annotation of a GenBank genome assembly